Molecule: messenger RNA, 1631 nt
Organism: Arachis stenosperma
Lineage: Eukaryota; Viridiplantae; Streptophyta; Magnoliopsida; Fabales; Fabaceae
Exons: 9
Coding region: 45-1631 (528 amino acids)
Source: RefSeq, a predicted model, not a curated record
UACAACAGAAGAAAUUUUAGUUAUUACUUUUCAAUGUUGAUAGAAUGGACGGUGCAACGAAGCUGGACGAGAAAGAGAACCAUGUCCUGUCCUCAAAAGAAAAGGGUCCAGUUACGAACUCACUAAGAACCCCACUUUCAGAUGUCCAGUCCAAUACAAGAAGUGACGAAAGGUGUUGUAGCUUCAAGAAUAAGAGGAAGGUGAAUGAACUAUGUAGCAACGAAUGGUUAAGCUUCACAAACAGAAAAUGUUUCGAUUCUUUAGCUAAUGAAAUAACUCAACAGAAAGAAGCAAGUGACAUUCCACGCUUAGGAUUGGUACUACCUAUUCAAAGAAUUGCUGAAGAGCAACCACGCAGAUUUUUGGAUAACAGCUUCACCAGUGGUUUUAGAAUAACUAAUGUUGCAAAAACUAUAGACAUAAAUGGAAAACCCAGCAUUCAGACAACAGAGGACACACCAUUUUUGGGGUCUAAUGUGCUGUUACAAGUGACUUUAUCAAGAGAUGACUCAAAGCAUGCUAGGAUGGAAAGAGCAGCCAAGAUAGCUAAGAAAAGAAAGUGUGUGGGCGUUGCUUCUCAACAAGGAACUAUGCCUGCAAGCACAUUCACCACACAAAUCAUAGAAGUGUGUUCGAUGGAAGGUCAACCAACAUAUACUAGAAGGUAUAGAAGGCAACUAAUGGACGCAAAAAAGAGUCCUGGUAUCUCCAAACGCAUGCAAGGCAAUAAGGCGUCACAUAGAUCUAACACACACAUUAAGUCUACUGAACGGUCAAAUAAGGAGUAUGUGAACAUCGGAUAUGCAAUGUAUGAAUGUGAACAUUGCAAUGCUCUAUAUUGGUAUGCUGAAAGGUCAAACAAAAGUUACAAUACAACAGAAUUGAAAUUCACAUUAUGUUGUAAAGGAGGAAAAGUUCAACUUCCACAAUUGCAAGAGGCUCCGAGAGUGUUGUAUGAUUUAUUGUACAACAAUACCCCUAAGAGCAAGCAUUUUUGGGAUAACAUCAGAGCUUACAAUAGCAUGUUUCAGUUCACAUUAAUGGAUGCAAAGAUAGACCGUGGCAGAAGUCAAGCAAGAGGGCCACCAACAUUUAUUCUUUGUGGAGAGAAUUAUCAUCUAAUGGGUAGUCUGAUUCCUCCAGAGGAAAACAUUGCAAAAUUUUUCCAAUUGUAUGUAUUUGAUACUCAGAAUGAGAUUGAAAAUCGCAUGGCAGCUAUUCGGGGUGAACAUCACAAAGAGAUACAUGAAGAUAUUGUUAGAGAAUUGAAACAAAUCCUUAAUGAUAACAAUGUACUGGUGAAGGCAUUUCGCAUGGUUAGAGACUCACUCGCACGAGAGUCUAAUAAUACAAUAAAGCUCAGGCUUUUGGGUAAAAGGGAGAAGGAUGGUAGGCGAUACAACCUGCCCAACACGAAUGAGGUAGCUGCAUUGAUUGUGGGUGACUUUGACAUAGAUAAAACUGAUAGGGACAUUGUGGUAGAGACACAAAGUGAAAGGUUACAAAGGAUUAAUCAACUCAAUCCUACUUAUUUGGGAUUACAAUACCCAUUGUUAUUUCCAUUUGGAGAGGAUGGUUACAAGGAAGACAUACCUUUCAACAAGGGUAAUCAAAGUGGUAGCAAAGGGUGA